AGGUAAUGAAGGUGUAAUAAUGGAAGCCAGCCAACUAACCAUAUGGACCCCAUUUGAAAUUGCCUUUAUUUUAGGCCCCUCAAAGAUGAAGCAGAGGCAAAAAAAAAAAAAAAAAAACAGAAAUACAAUGGUGGGUGAUCGAGUGGAGUGGAGUCGAGAGAGAAAUAAUCAUUUUUGGAGGAUGGGAAAUUAUAGGUUUAGGGUAUCGGAUAUGAUGCCAAAUUCCUGGUUUUACAAGCUGAAAGACAUGACGACCAUUAUUAGGCGAAGAAAUAAAAAUAAAGAUCAGCCUUCGAAGAAUACCCAUACUACUACUGAUCUUGCUUAUUCUCACCCUAGAAAAUCCAUUCAUUUCACCGCCUCCCAACUUGCUGCCAAUUCUCCGCCUGAACCACCCAGAAGAUCCUCCAAAGGAAAAAAGCCCAGGCGAAGACCUACUUCUUCGUCUGCCGCCGCACCCACCUCCACCUUGCUUCUUACUUCCUCCUCCGGUUGCAGCUGCGGCCGGACGGCACUACAGUCCGUCGCAACCACAAGUACUACUCCCCCGCCUAUUUUAACUCACCAUUCAUAUUUACAUGCGGAGAAGGAAGAAGAGGAUGCCAACGCCGUCAUUUCUGGAAAGGCACACAAAGUUUCACCUAAAAAAAUCAACGGCUCAGAUGAAGAGUACUUGAAAUCCCUUCCGCAGAUUAUUGAUCAGCUUCCUCCAAUCAUUACGAGGUCCUCCUCCUCCUCCUCCAAUGCCGCAGAUGCCUCCACGUGUCCCUCCAUCUCCAUCGCAAAGAAUGAUAAAUCGGAACCGAUCAGGAGCAGCCCCUCGCGUCGGUUCCUACUCAAUUCUCCGGGACCCAAGCUUCGUAUUGUGAACUCUCCGAGAGUUUCGAGCAGCAAGAGAUUCGGUCAUGUUGGUCGACGGAAAAGUGGGAAGAGAAGUUUGAACGACAGCCUCGCGAUCGUGAAGUCAACGGAGGAUCCACAGAGGGAUUUCAGAGAAUCAAUGAUGGAGAUGAUUGUGGAGAACAAAAUCAGUGGGUCCAGUGAAUUGGAAGACCUUCUUGCAUGCUAUCUCUCUCUCAACACAGACGAAUAUCACGACAUAAUCGUCAAAGUUUUCAAGCAAAUCUGGUUCGACAUGACCGAUAUUAUUGGAGUUCAUUAUUAGUUAUUUCUUCAUUUCUUUUUCUUUUUUAAUUAUUUGCCAAAUAAUAUUUCCAUGAUCUUCUAUAAUUUCUUCUUCAAUUUCUAAGUAAAUAAAUGGAGAUUAGCUAGCUA
Messenger RNA from Cucumis melo (muskmelon), 1275 nucleotides. Its product is annotated as transcription repressor OFP2-like. NCBI's taxonomy places the organism in Eukaryota, Viridiplantae, Streptophyta, Magnoliopsida, Cucurbitales, Cucurbitaceae. Bases 20 to 1165 code for a protein of 381 amino acids. The record is from RefSeq and is a predicted model, not a curated record. The transcript has a single exon. Gene Ontology annotation, biological process: negative regulation of DNA-templated transcription. Gene Ontology annotation, molecular function: DNA binding.